UAACGCUGAAGAAAGUAGAAAAGAGAGGAAGAAGCAAAAGAGUCAUAUUCCAAGAAAUAAAAAACAUCAUUCUUCUCUGCGUCUCCUUCACCCCGAAAUUGUCUCUUGACAACGUUUUGAUUCAGCCAUGGCUAAUGCGGCGUCGGGAAUGGCGGUCCAUGAUGACUGCAAGCUUAGAUUUCUGGAACUGAAGGCGAAAAGGACACACCGUUUCAUUGUCUACAAGAUCGAGGAGAAGCAGAAGCAAGUGAUUGUCGAGAAAGUUGGUGAACCUAUUCAAACUUACGACGACUUCGCUGCAAGUCUUCCAGCUGAAGAAUGCCGAUACGCCAUUUAUGAUUUCGACUUUGUCACUGCCGAGAAUUGCCAGAAGAGCAAGAUUUUCUUCAUUGCAUGGUGUCCGGACGUUGCAAAGGUGAGAAGCAAGAUGAUCUAUGCGAGCUCCAAGGACAGGUUCAAGCGUGAACUUGACGGAAUUCAAGUGGAGCUUCAGGCAACAGAUCCAACUGAGAUGGAUCUUGAUGUUUUGAAAAGCCGCGUCAACUAAAAAAGAAACUCUCUUUGAAUAAGCUUUCGAUCAUAUUCGACUAUUCUGAAAUGGUGUUUUCAAUUCUCUUACAGUUUCUUGUGACUGUGAGAAAAACAUAACACCCUUCAUUCUAUCUGUCUGGUCUGUUUUCUGUGUCUAUGUUACCUUACAGUGUUUCAUCUAAAUUCAAAAUUAUCGCAAGGUUCGUCCUGUGUUUGCUUCC
This is a messenger RNA of Capsella rubella, 752 nucleotides long. RefSeq names its product actin-depolymerizing factor 4. Gene Ontology annotation, cellular component: actin cytoskeleton; cytoplasm. Gene Ontology annotation, molecular function: actin filament binding. The transcript has 3 exons. NCBI's taxonomy places the organism in Eukaryota, Viridiplantae, Streptophyta, Magnoliopsida, Brassicales, Brassicaceae. Gene Ontology annotation, biological process: actin filament depolymerization. Bases 128 to 547 code for a protein of 139 amino acids. The record is from RefSeq and is a predicted model, not a curated record.